Apus apus (common swift) is the source of this 2193-nucleotide messenger RNA. It is a transcript of the gene PFKFB3, whose product is annotated as 6-phosphofructo-2-kinase/fructose-2,6-biphosphatase 3. The record is from RefSeq and is a predicted model, not a curated record. The transcript is spliced from 17 exons. Gene Ontology annotation, biological process: fructose metabolic process; fructose 2,6-bisphosphate metabolic process. NCBI's taxonomy places the organism in Eukaryota, Metazoa, Chordata, Aves, Apodiformes, Apodidae. Gene Ontology annotation, molecular function: fructose-2,6-bisphosphate 2-phosphatase activity; ATP binding; 6-phosphofructo-2-kinase activity. Bases 78 to 1754 code for a protein of 558 amino acids. Gene Ontology annotation, cellular component: cytosol.
UUAGCCAAAUAUGUCCGUUUCCUCCUAAAAGAAGAAGGAGGAAGGGAGACAAAUACGAAGAAAGGCAAAACAAGUAGAUGUAUCCAUCUCUUCAAAGAAAGGCACCAGCGACGGGGGAACCCAGGAGUCCGAGCGCAGCCCUCCCUCCGCCCACCCCAUGCCGUUCCGCAAAGGUGGACGCGGCUCGCAAAAAGACCUUUGUUUUAAACAUGCCCAUGGAGCUGACGCAAAGCCGCAUCCAGAAGAUCUGGCUUCCCAAUGACAACCGCCCGGCACUGCCCCGCCGCUCCUGUGGGCCACAGCUUGCCAAUUCCCCCACUGUGAUAGUGAUGGUUGGCCUCCCAGCUCGUGGGAAGACUUACAUCUCCAAGAAGCUGACUCGCUACCUCAACUGGAUCGGUGUCCCAACAAAAGUUUUCAACGUUGGGGAGUAUCGCCGUGAGGCGGUGAAGCAUUACAGCUCCUAUGACUUCUUCCGUCCUGAUAAUGAGGAGGCCAUGAAAGUCAGGAGACAAUGUGCCCUGGCUGCCUUGAGGGAUGUCAAGCUCUACCUGACAGAGGAGGCUGGCCAGAUUGCGGUUUUUGAUGCCACCAACACCACACGUGAGAGGAGAGGGAUGAUCCUAAACUUUGCCAAAGAAAAUGGGUUCAAGGUGUUCUUCAUUGAGUCAGUCUGCAAUGAUCCCACUGUAGUUGCCACCAAUGUUAUGGAAGUAAAAUUGUCCAGCCCUGAUUACCGAGACUGUAAUUCGACUGAUGCCAUGGAGGACUUCAUGAAGAGGAUCAAUUGUUACCAGGCCAGCUACCAGCCACUCGACCCUGAUAACUAUGACCGGGAGCUUUCUCUCAUCAAAGUCAUCGAUGUUGGCCGGCGGUUCCUGGUCAACAGGGUUCAGGAUCACAUCCAGAGCAGGAUUGUUUACUACCUGAUGAACAUCCAUGUCCAGCCCCGCACCAUCUAUCUCUGUCGGCAUGGUGAGAGCGACUUCAACCUCAAGGGGAGGAUUGGAGGUGACUCGGGUCUCUCCAACAGGGGCAAGAAGUUUGCACUGGCACUGAACAAGUUUGUUGAGGAGCAGAACCUGAAGGACCUCAAAGUCUGGACCAGCCAACUGAAGAGAACAAUCCAAACUGCAGAAGCUCUCCAACUGCAGUAUGAGCAGUGGAAGGCACUCAAUGAAAUCGAUGCUGGGGUGUGUGAAGAAAUGACAUAUGAAGAAAUCAGGGAUCAGCAUCCAGAGGAGUUUGCAUUGCGUGACCAGGAUAAAUAUUACUACCGCUACCCCUCUGGGGAGUCCUACCAAGAUCUGGUGCAGCGCCUAGAGCCGGUCAUCAUGGAGCUGGAGAGACAAGAGAAUGUCCUUGUCAUCUGUCACCAGGCUGUCAUGCGCUGUCUGCUGGCAUACUUCCUGGACAAGAGUGCAGAUGAAAUGCCCUACUUGAAAUGUCCCCUUCACACAGUCUUGAAGCUGACCCCCGUGGCCUAUGGCUGCCGGGUGGAGUCCAUCUCGCUGAACAUCGAAGCUGUCAACACCCACAGGGAACGGCCAGAGGAAGCAAAGAAGGGACCUAACCCGCUCAUGAGACGUAAUAGCGUUACCCCUCUAGCAAGCCCAGAGCCCACCAAAAAACCUCGCAUCAACAGCUUUGAGGAGCAUGUGGCUGUUUCUUCUGCCCUGCCAGGCUGUGUUCCUCAGGAAGUGCCCACGCAGCUGCCGGGACAACCUUUACUAGGGAAGGCAUGUCUAACAUGAACAACUCGCAGAAGCCGUUGUGACUCCAUUGGCGCUGUCUUGAGGCCACCAGCGACGCCACCAGCUUCCCAUGUCCCAUCACCAUUUCUGAAGCUUGCUUAUAAACCGGUCUCCUCCACCUGCGGCGAGGCUGACCUUCAGCUGUUCCUACCUGCGCCCGUUCAUCUGCAAAACCACUCUGCUGAAGGGGGUGGGGAGGAGAUGCAGGAGAGCAGAGGAGAGGAGCUGAGCUCCUCGGGGUCACCACCAGAUCUUUAGGCUGCAGCAUUUGCUCUCCUCUCCCAGCACCCUGUUAGAUGGUAGCGAGCUGUAACGUGCUUCAAGCCCCCAGGAGCUUCAUUUUCCUCUGCAAGCGGUUUUGAUCUGUUGUAUAGAUGAUUGGUACCCACCCAUCUCCAGGUGGGGUGUAUAUAUGUGAAUGGUGCGGGGUUAGCAGAGA